UCAAACAAGAGCUAAUGAGGAAUACUCUCAUGUGAUUCUAUUUCUUUCAGUUUGACUAUUUUGCUAAACGAACUCUGUCUAUUUUCCACUUCAAAUCUCUCAGGAAGUCAAGUUUUGCAACAUAGAACUCUUCAAGAUCCAGACACAAACAGCAUGUCAGGCACAGUUGCAGUGUUCACAUUAGAGCCCGUCAUGGCAAGCUUCACCCCCGUCUUCUUUAUCAGUAACAAAGUUAAUUUGUUCUUUAUUUUACUUUCAGCGAAACCACCUCGUCAAUUUUCCUGCCAAAUAAGACUGGACAAUGAAUUUAAUCCUUCCUACAAUGAAAUCUCGUCACCGGAAUCUCUUGCCCUCAUUUCAGAGCUAAACAGAGUCUUUGUACCCUUCUUCCAGAAGAGAUUUCAAAACUUUCUUGAAAUCAUUUUCAAACGAUUUUUCCAAGGAAGUAUUGGAAUGGAUUUUGAUAUUUUAUUUCGACCAACGUCGAAUGUCUCAAACACAAGUAUCGUUGAAGCCUUUGUAGAGGGCAAUAGAACGAAAGAGCUGGCAUCUUUAACCAUACUAGGAGGCAUUACUGUAACAGAACAACUUCCCGCUACACAGUCUACAGUUCAAAGCCCAUCUGCAGUACCAGCAGAGUCAGACAAACUCGAGACAUGGAUCAUCGUUUUGAUUGUGACUGGAAUAGUAAUCCUUGCGCUACUUGUGAUCAUCGCUGUUUUGACAGUAGCGUACAGACGUGAAGCCGAUAGAGGCAAACAGGACAUGUUACCUACUGAUAGCUUCUCGGAAUUAAGGAGAUUGGAGCACGACACCAUGCCAGCUCACGCUGGACAUGUUAACGGUCACGCGGCCCUCAACGGAAAUGGAACACCGAUAACCACAAAUGCUUUGCCGUGGUACAAGAAUGAAACAUACGGACAUGUUCUCAACGAGGCUUACUUGGAUGACGGCGUAUCGUAUGACAGCGCAUUGUAAUUAAUUAUUAUUGCAUAUAUUACCGUUGAAUUGCAAGGACACCGCAAAGCAAUGCAACGCAAUUCUACUGGACGUUUCAUCCAGUAACGUCCGCUUUAGCUGUUUGUGUACUCUUUUACAUGAAUGCUUUGUAAAAAGUAUUAAAGCCAACUAUUUAUUCAA
Orbicella faveolata is the source of this 1140-nucleotide messenger RNA. RefSeq lists its product as uncharacterized. Gene Ontology annotation, molecular function: calcium ion binding. Gene Ontology annotation, biological process: axon guidance; Notch signaling pathway. Gene Ontology annotation, cellular component: cell surface; plasma membrane; signaling receptor complex. NCBI's taxonomy places the organism in Eukaryota, Metazoa, Cnidaria, Anthozoa, Scleractinia, Merulinidae. The record is from RefSeq and is a predicted model, not a curated record.